Molecule: messenger RNA, 1117 nt
Organism: Dissoconium aciculare CBS 342.82
Lineage: Eukaryota; Fungi; Ascomycota; Dothideomycetes; Mycosphaerellales; Dissoconiaceae
Exons: 3
Coding region: 208-1065 (285 amino acids)
Source: RefSeq, a predicted model, not a curated record
CGAACGCAAGCGCUAAAUCACGCAACGAGUGUGCAUUUGCGGCACAGUCAUCAAACGGGUCUUCGCACGAAUCGUCCCCACUUUAUCUACACUUGAGGUCGCGCAUAAUUUGGGAGACCAAACGAGCGUGGAAGACGCCUCACUGUAGCUACACAGGUCACCAACUCCGUCGCGAAUACGACAUUGACCGGAAGCUUUUGGUACACAAUGAGCGAGGACGAGUUUCUGAGCAGUGGAUUUGAUUGGUUCGUGUUGGAGAAAUGGGAUCGCAGUGACUUAAUCCAGCCGAGUGACGAGCGGAGAGUAUUGCACAUUAAGCUUGGAAAGGCGUACGCGGCUUUAGGCCACAUCGGACGCAGGCCUUAUGUGAUCCGAGCGAGGAAGUGGAUGGAUGGACAGAUCCCUUCAUUGCCCCGAGAUCUCGCGGAAGUCCCGACGGACCUUCUCACCCCGACUGAGCGCGAAUGGAACUCUAGCUCCAUGAUGUCAGACCCCGUAUGGGUACGGACCGCCUACGGCGCAGGCACUGAUGCGCGCUGGCAGGAGCUGCUCGAUGGCUUGGGAAUGCGCCCCAUCGAUUGCGGCGGGCACGUUGCCAAUGAUGCACAGCGCUACGACCUCCCUGAUGAGAAGGCGCUGUUCGCCUUCUUUCCGUUCCUGCUAUCAGCCACAGGUGGAGCUUAUGAGGACGAAGACGUGCCCGACAAUGAUCCCGAGCUCCAAGAUACUUUAUAUUUGACAGAGUUCAAAGAGACCUCGUCCGAGGAACAUCGGCUGACCUGCAACCAGCAGUAUGUCUUCGUAGCAAACGACCAAGCAUUCCGUUCGGGAUUCGUGGAGUGGUGGAUGGUGGACGAGUUUGGGAAUGCACUCUUCCGAGAGCGCAUACAGCCCUGGAGCCUACAUGACGUAAUCGCAACCAAAAUUUACCGAAGUCCCGAAGAGUCCAGAAGGGCCGUGGCGGACGGGUGUUACGGAGAUGAUCCGAAAUACAGCGACACGGUGGUUGGCCCGUGGGAGCCUCCUACUCAGGACAACGCAAUUGUGAUAGAGUACGAUACGUAGUUUGUGGGAUAGCCUCGACGCACCAUAAUACAGUAAUUUACUACUUAACGAC